Molecule: messenger RNA, 1253 nt
Organism: Trichechus manatus latirostris (Florida manatee)
Lineage: Eukaryota; Metazoa; Chordata; Mammalia; Sirenia; Trichechidae
Gene: ST8SIA6
Product: ST8 alpha-N-acetyl-neuraminide alpha-2,8-sialyltransferase 6
Exons: 8
Coding region: 1-1194 (397 amino acids)
Biological process (GO): N-glycan processing; oligosaccharide metabolic process
Molecular function (GO): alpha-N-acetylneuraminate alpha-2,8-sialyltransferase activity
Source: RefSeq, a predicted model, not a curated record
AUGCGGCCGGGGGGCGCGCUGCUUGCCCUGCUCGCCAGCCUGCUGCUGCUCCUGCUGCGCCUUCUGUGGUGCUCGGCCGACGCGCCUGCCCGCUCCAGGCUUUUGUUGGAGGAAAGCAGGGAGGCCACCCACGGCACCCCCCCAGCGCUGAGGAUGCUCAGGAGCCCUGCUACCCCGGUACCGCGCACCACGAACAGCACAUAUCUGAAUGAGAAGUCACUCCAACUGAUAGAAAAAUGCAAAAAUCUGCAAGAUGGUGCUGAGUCUUUAUCUAAGAAAAUGAAAGGGUAUUCAGAGGAUGACUACCUUCAGAUUAUCAAAAAUAUACACAGCUGUCCAUGGAAACGACAAGCAGAAGAAUAUGAGAAUUUUAGGGCAGAGCUUGCCUCCUGUUGUGAUGCUGUUCAAAACUUUGUCGUUUCUCAAAAUAACACUCCAGUUGGAACUAACGUAACUUAUGAGGUGGAAAGUAAAAAAGGAAUCCCGAUUGGAGAGACCAUCUUUAAUAUGCUUCCAAUAUCCCAACCUUUUUUGGAGUACCCUUAUAAUCAGUGUGCAGUGGUUGGAAAUGGAGGAAUUCUGAAUAAGUCUCUCUGUGGAGCUGAAAUAGAUAAAUCUGACUUCGUUUUUAGGUGUAACCUUCCCCCAACAACAGGAAAUAUUACUAAAGAUGUUGGCAGUAAAACAAAUCUUGUGACUGUGAAUCCCAGUAUCAUAACAGUAAAAUAUCGGAAUUUAAAGGAAAAGAAAGCAGAAUUUCUGGAGGAUAUUGCAACCUAUGGCGAUGCGUUCCUUCUUCUGCCAGCGUUUUCCUACAGGGCUAACACCGGAGCCUCAUUUAAAGUGUACUACACACUGAAAGAGUCCAAAGCAAGACAGAAGGUUAUAUUUUUCCAUCCCAAGUACCUGAAACAUCUUGCCCUUUUCUGGAGAGCUAAAGGUGUGACAGCGUAUCGCUUGUCCUCAGGCUUGAUGAUCACCAGUGUUGCGGUCGAACUGUGUGAAAAUGUGAAGCUGUAUGGAUUUUGGCCCUUCUCUAAAACUGUGGAAGACACACCUGUCAGCCAUCACUACUAUGACAACAAGCUACCUAAACGAGGUUUCCAUGAGAUGCCCAAAGAAUACAGCCAGAUUCUCCAACUUCAUGUGAAAGGAAUCCUCAAAUUACAAUUUAGCAAAUGUGAAAUAGCCUAAACCAAGUGUCUUAAAAUUGGGAUUAGUUUGAAUAUAUCACAAUAGGUGAUAAACGAAGU